Molecule: messenger RNA, 551 nt
Organism: Sitophilus oryzae (rice weevil)
Lineage: Eukaryota; Metazoa; Arthropoda; Insecta; Coleoptera; Curculionidae
Product: piezo-type mechanosensitive ion channel component-like
Exons: 3
Coding region: 227-535 (102 amino acids)
Biological process (GO): detection of mechanical stimulus; regulation of membrane potential; cellular response to mechanical stimulus
Cellular component (GO): plasma membrane
Molecular function (GO): monoatomic cation channel activity; mechanosensitive monoatomic ion channel activity
Source: RefSeq, a predicted model, not a curated record
AUAAUUCUGUCAAAGUUAAACAUUAAUUUGUGGCAUCCUGUUAUAUUAAUUUUAAGUCUAUUUUUUUACAUCAUACCUAUAAAUAUCAAAAGUCAUUUUUAAUUCACUGUAAAGAAAAUACUUCAUUCUUUUUAGGUGGGAAAUACGAGAAUCUUGCGAAGAUACCGAUGAAAAUUACAAAUACUAUCUUAAAGGUCUCGUUCACAAUAGCUGCAAAUAUAUUGUAAUGUACCUUUUCAAUGAAAAAGUAUUUUCGUCAUCACUUUCACUACUCACGGAAAGCGGAAUCUUAGGAAUGUAUCUUAUCUACUUUAUGAUAAUCCUUGGACUGCUCCAGGACAUGACUAUAAAAAUUGAUGAAAUUUGGCUUGAAGACAUCGACAAUCCCGAGAAACUUCUAACAAAAUGCUUCGAGGUAUACUUGGCUAGAGAUAUGAAGAAUUUCGAACUAGAACAGGAAUUAGUGGACGAAUUGGUAUUCAUCAUGAGGUCUCCAGAUUUAUGCAUUAGAUUAUCUAGAGAUGAAGAAGACUAACAUUCUUUUAUUAUUC